This is a messenger RNA of Hylaeus volcanicus, 1319 nucleotides long. It is a transcript of the gene TrpRS-m, whose product is annotated as tryptophan--tRNA ligase, mitochondrial. Gene Ontology annotation, molecular function: tryptophan-tRNA ligase activity; ATP binding. NCBI's taxonomy places the organism in Eukaryota, Metazoa, Arthropoda, Insecta, Hymenoptera, Colletidae. Gene Ontology annotation, biological process: mitochondrial tryptophanyl-tRNA aminoacylation. The record is from RefSeq and is a predicted model, not a curated record. The transcript has 5 exons. Bases 281 to 1264 code for a protein of 327 amino acids. Gene Ontology annotation, cellular component: mitochondrial matrix; mitochondrion.
CGCUCGUAUCGCUCGUAUCCCUCGUAUGUGCUCGCAUAGCAUACCGUGACACCCAGUGACAUCGUGUGACCCUAGAAAAAGCAUGCGAGAGUAAUCCGUGUUAUUAUUUUCUACCCAACAUCGCCAUUAAUAAAACGUAUCAAAGUGUAAUCAUUCAAAGAGAAUAUUUUCGGGAAUUCAACCAACUGGAAAUGUGCAUUUAGGUAAUUACCUUGGCGCUAUACGAAACUGGGUGCAACUCCAGGAUAGCGGAGAAAAUGUUCUUUGGAGCAUUGUAGAUAUGCAUUCUAUUACUCUGCCACACGAUCCCAAAGAGCUAUACGAAAGUGUGUUAAAAAUUACCGCGACGUUAUUAGCAUGCGGCAUAGAUCCAAAGAGAAGCAUAUUAUUUCAACAGUCCGCUAUACCUAUGCACGCGGAAUUAUGCUGGGUUCUGGGAUGUAUAACAACUUUAGCUAGGUUAGCACACUUACCUCAGUUCAAGGAGAAAAGCGAAACGUUAAAAAACGUUCCAUUAGGUUUAUAUAUCUACCCUGUUCUACAAGCAGCCGAUAUAUUAUUAUACAGAGCAACUCAUGUUCCUGUUGGGCAAGAUCAAGUUCGACAUAUUCAGUUAGCGCAAGACUUGGCUAUUUCGUUCAAUAAAAAGUUUGGAGAUACUUUCCCUAUACCGCACUCUUUGAUAAACGAUGACGCGAGUCAACGAAUAAAGUCUCUACGCGAUCCUCUAAAGAAAAUGUCAAAAUCAAGUUUGGACUCGAAAAGUAAAAUAGACAUAGUCGACGAGCCUAAUAGAUUGUUAGAGAAUAUAAAGAAAGCUGUAACAGAUUGUACAUCAGAGGUAACUUACGAACCUGAAAAACGUCCCGGUGUAGCAAAUUUAAUUUCCAUUCAUUCUAUGCUUACCGGGAAAAUGCCAAGCCAGAUAUGUUUAGAAGCGCAAGGACUAGACACUGGAAAGUAUGUACAUGCGUUUAAGAUUUCAUAUUUUGAUUUUUCAUGGGUGUAUAAACGACCAAGUUUCUUUACUUGUACGAACAGGUAUAAAUUGGCGUUAGCAGAUUUGAUUAUAGAGAAAUUGUCUCCAAUUCGAGAAGAAUUUUCAAAAUUGAUCAAAGAACCAGCAUAUUUGGAACAAGUGUUGAAAGGUGGUAGAGAAAAAGCAACAGAAAUUGCCACGAAUUGUUGGCAUCAAGUUCGUGAAAAUGUUGGCUUUGCAAAUAACACAUACUUAAAUGAAAAAAAAUGUAAAAAAUAUAAUUAACACCUAUCGACAAUAAAACAUGCUCAAUCUGUAUGGAAUAAAUAAUUUUGUAUGA